Messenger RNA from Didymosphaeria variabile, 828 nucleotides. RefSeq lists its product as uncharacterized. The record is from RefSeq and is a predicted model, not a curated record. The transcript is spliced from 2 exons. The coding region runs from base 1 to 828 and encodes 275 amino acids. Gene Ontology annotation, cellular component: membrane. Lineage: Eukaryota; Fungi; Ascomycota; Dothideomycetes; Pleosporales; Didymosphaeriaceae.
AUGGCCGGUCCGAAAUACACGAACGUUCCGCAGCGAGACUCGCUCGAGGAGCCCUCGUUUGCGCAGGCGCCACCGAGCUACCAAGAAUCAGACCCGACGCGCGAAGCUCUCAUAUCUGGCGUACCCAGGAGCGAGAACGACAACUUGCCCGAUGACUUCAAGUUUGGAGGCGUGGUCGCGGAGGCGACGCUGGAUAUUCGCAUGGCUUUCAUCCGCAAGGUCUAUGCUAUACUGACUGUUCAGCUUCUCGGCACGGCUGUCCUCGGAGGACUGUCGAUGAUGUCGGAAUCGUACCAGAACUUCAUCAAGCAGAAUCAGUGGCCCAUGUGGGUGUCUCUGAUCGGAGCCUUCGUAUUCCUCGGCCUCACCUUCUGGAAACGCAAGUCGUACCCCACGAACCUGUUGUUCCUCGCCGGUUUCACUCUCAUGGAAGCAUACUCGAUCAGCGUGGUGAUAGCCUUCACAGACAACCACAUCGUGCUUCAGGCGGUCAUCUUCACACUGGGUAUCUUCGUGGCGCUGAGUCUGUUCGCAUGCCAGACCAAGUACGACUUCACAAGCUGGAUCCCCUACCUGUUCGGCGCGCUGUGGGUGCUGAUCCUCUUCGGCUUCAUGUCCGCCUUUUUCCCCAAGACGUCCACUAUGGAGCUUGGCUACGGCGUCGUUGCAGCCCUGAUCUUCUCAGGCUACAUCCUUGUCGACACGCAACUCAUCAUGCGCCACUACCACGUGGAGGAGGAGAUUGCGGCCGCCAUCUCCCUUUACCUCGACAUCAUCAACCUCUUCCUCGCUAUUCUGAGGAUCCUCAACUCGCAGAACAACAACUAG